This is a messenger RNA of Zingiber officinale, 756 nucleotides long. RefSeq names its product 40S ribosomal protein S17-like. Gene Ontology annotation, biological process: translation. Gene Ontology annotation, cellular component: ribosome. The transcript has a single exon. Bases 110 to 535 code for a protein of 141 amino acids. Lineage: Eukaryota; Viridiplantae; Streptophyta; Magnoliopsida; Zingiberales; Zingiberaceae. The record is from RefSeq and is a predicted model, not a curated record. Gene Ontology annotation, molecular function: structural constituent of ribosome.
UUCCGCCACAGAGCCGAUCGAUCGCACCGGCUCACCUCGAAGCUCAUCUGAGGAAGCGUGCGCCGACACCCACCCAGGCAGCGAAAGAGAAGAGAGAGACGACGCCGAGAUGGGCCGCGUUCGAACGAAGACGGUGAAGAAAUCGUCCCGCCAGGUAAUCGAGCGGUACUACUCGCGGAUGACCCUCGACUUCCACACCAACAAGAAGAUCCUGGAGGAGGUCGCCAUCAUCCCUUCGAAGCGUCUCCGUAACAAGAUCGCUGGAUUCUCCACCCAUCUCAUGCGCCGCAUCCAGCGCGGCCCCGUCCGCGGCAUCUCCCUCAAGCUGCAGGAGGAGGAGCGCGAGCGUCGCAUGGACUUCGUUCCCGAUGAGUCGGCUAUCAAGGUCGACCAGAUUGUGGUCGACAAGGAGACAAUAGACAUGCUUGCUUCACUCGGCAUGGCUGACCUCCCUGGAGUCGAGAAGCAGGCAGAUGCUCCGGCGGCCCAGGCAUACCCGACCCGGCCCGGUGGGUACGGAGGCCGUAGGAACUAAGAUGAGUUGCCUGAUUUCUGUGCUGGAUUACUUGCAUAUUGUCGUGACUCGUGCAUGUAUCGAUCCGUGUUUUGAAUUGGGGAAGCUAGUAUUUUUCGUUAGUGUUUAGGUUAUUUGGAUGUUCUGCACUACUUCUUAACACUAGAUCUGAUCAGUUGCUAUAAUCUUAUUGUCUGUGUAUUUUUUGUUGAUUAUUCAAUUCAUCUCAGACUUAAGUCAAA